AUGUCGUCUACACAAGCCAGUUAUCCACGAUCCCCACUGGUCGACGCAUUUACUCCAUUACUCAACUCCAAUGCUUCCGGUGGUGCUACUCCUUCGUCUUCUUCCACGUGUGGUGGUGGUGGGCCCAUACCCAACGAAAUGACAAGCGUUCCUGCAAAAUCUUGCUCAUCCUCCCUUCGACCACCCUCAUCCACUGGUACAAGCAAACCAACAUCAGCAUCUGCAAGGGCAUCCACUCUUCAACAACGCAAUGCACGACCUUUAUCCGAGGUUAUCAGGCCAGAGAACUUCAUGUCACCCGAGACUGAAGCACUUGAUAAAUGGUUUGAGGAUCUUCAAGAGUAUGAGCAAAACCUUGAGAGCAUGGCAUCAGCUAGCCUGGAUACUCGUUUCAAGGAUGAGAUGAAUCAUGUCGAUCAGUGGUUUAUGUGCCUGAAUGAAGCUGAGCGUACAGCCAUGGUGUACAGCCUAUUACAACAUUCGAGCCAAGUCCAAAUCCGUUUCUUUAUUACUGUGUUGCAACAAAUGGCUAAGAAAGACCCAGUGGGAUCUCUCCUGUCACCCGCUCAUCCUGAAAAAUCUGAUAUGAUGCAAACCCAACUGGCAGGUGCCAUGGCUAAGGCUGAGCUUGAAGCGAAUCAGAAGCUGUUAUCAUCAAGAGCGUAUCGAACAAGCCAACAACGACAACAACAGCCACGUCACCAAGGUGGUGCAACAACAGCAGGUCGUACAGAUGUCGAUCGUCACUCAUUUGCAUUUGGAGAAGCGGAUGAACAGCAGCUGCUUCGAAGCUAUGGUGCAGAUUACUUGACAGCUCAAAGACCUACAACACCAGCUGCCAGUGGAUUUAUGGAUGAUGUAUUUAUGCCACAACCUCGACUUCGACCUCAAAGUGCAUCAACAAUGAAUCGACCUCGUUCAGUCAUUGAAGGCGGUGAUCUUUCUUCCAUAUUCAAUAAUAAUGGUGGUGGAUGGUCAUUCAAACAAGCUGGUGGCAUGGUUGCUGGUGGUGCUGGUGGUCGACCCAAAUCGGCAGAUAUCUCAAAUUGGUCUUUUGGAUUGGGAGGAACAUCUUCGGCUGAAACUGCACCCACGUGGGGAGCCCUUUCACCCACAGUGAGCACUUUCAGUGAACGUGGCAAGACAAUUGAACGACCCAAUUCGGCCUCUGAUAUCGAUCAACAUGUGCCAAGUGUGCUUAGUGGUGGCAAUUGGGGAUCCUCUAGAAAUGUCAUGCUUAGUGAAGAUACUACACGCUUCCCUCGUCGACGUGGUGGACAAACAACCAGUGCUACAGCAGCUAGCAGCAGCAAUAACAACAACAAUAGCAACAAUACCAUCCCUGAGACCGAUGAGCGUCAACAAGUAGCUGACAUUGUGCUGUCAAUGUAUGAUGACGAUGAUGCUGCAGCACGUGAUGGGGCUGGUCCCUUGCCACAAAAGAGUACAAGCACCAGUAGUGCCCAUGCGCUGAGAUCUUCCCCUGUUCCAAGCUCAUCCAACUCGGCAACUCUUUCUCCCUAUUGGGAAGCGACACGGAGCCCACGUCAUCCACCAGCUGCCAACGGGUUUGGAAGGUUUCUCAAUCCUAACGACCGUUUACAAGAUCCGGAUUAUGAUUAUCUAAGCGACCAUAGUGAAUCUUCCAAUGUCAGUGCACGUCGUCACCAACAACAACACCAUCACUCUCGUUACAACAACAACAAUCAGCAUAGAAAGAAAUCAUAUGGACAACGUGGCGGUGGAGGUGGAUCAGGAGGAAAGGAAAAAAAGUAUACGGAUGCUGUUGACAUGGAGUUGCUGCAAGAUAUUCCUGCUUGGUUGAGAAGUUUACGUCUCCACAAAUACAACUCCAUUUUUGAAUCCAUGAAGUGGCAAGAUAUGAUCAGACUGGACGAUGAACAAUUGAGUGCAAAGGGCGUUGCUGCUUUGGGUGCAAGACGCAAGAUGCUCAAAGUGUUUGAACAAGUCAAGCAGCAUUGCGAAAAGAAUAAUAUACCUCUCGAGUAG
Lichtheimia ornata is the source of this 2010-nucleotide messenger RNA. RefSeq lists its product as uncharacterized. The coding region runs from base 1 to 2010 and encodes 669 amino acids. Gene Ontology annotation, cellular component: P-body. Gene Ontology annotation, molecular function: translation repressor activity; protein binding; mRNA binding. The record is from RefSeq and is a predicted model, not a curated record. NCBI's taxonomy places the organism in Eukaryota, Fungi, Mucoromycota, Mucoromycetes, Mucorales, Lichtheimiaceae. The transcript is spliced from 5 exons. Gene Ontology annotation, biological process: nuclear-transcribed mRNA poly(A) tail shortening; regulation of mRNA stability.